Molecule: messenger RNA, 2080 nt
Organism: Sceloporus undulatus (fence lizard)
Lineage: Eukaryota; Metazoa; Chordata; Lepidosauria; Squamata; Phrynosomatidae
Product: retinol dehydrogenase 11-like
Exons: 6
Coding region: 296-1291 (331 amino acids)
Source: RefSeq, a predicted model, not a curated record
AGGUGUGGAAUCAAGGCACCACAUCUGUUGCAGAUGUGGCACUUGUUCCAGCUGUGUACCCAAGAGCGCAAUUGGGCAUGUUUUCCUCCACCUGACACUGGAUCUGUUCCAACAGCUGCUGAUGGGCUCGGGUCCAAGGGGAACCUCUUGCUCCUCAGCCCUGGACUUUCAUCCCGCUGGAGCUCUGUGAUCCCUGAAGUGCCGCUUGUCCUCCUCCGCCUGAGCUGGCUGGAAGAGCCACAUAGAGCUGGGUGGCUCACCGCUGGCACCAGCCUACCAGGCCUGGGUGCCAGACAUGGGGGUCCUGGGGGCAGUCAUUUCCCAUCCCAUCUGGGCCGCCUGCUCCCUGGUCCUGGCUGUGGCCCUCUGGGCGAGGAGGUGGAGGAGAUGGAGCCCUGGCACUUGCCCUGUGGACCUGAGUGGCAAAACGGCUGUCGUGACUGGAGCCAACAGCGGGAUCGGGAAGUUCGUGGCCCUUGACCUGGCACGCCGGAACGCGCGGACCAUCCUGGCCUGCCGCAGCUUGGAGCGUGGCCAGGCUGCCCUGGAGGAGAUCCGCAGGGCCACCGGGAACCCUCAGGUGCAGCUGCGCAUCCUGGACACCAGCUCCAUGGCCUCCGUGCGGGACUUUGCCCAGCGGUUCCUGGAGGAAGAGAAGCGCCUGGACAUCCUGGUCAAUAACGCAGGAGCCUCAGGUUUGCCGCACACAGUCACCGCCGAGGGCCUGGAGCUGACCUUUGCCACCAAUUUCUUGGGCCCCUUCCUUCUGACCAACCUUCUGCUAGAUGCCAUGAAGGCCUCAGCACCCGCUCGCAUUGUGAACGUGUCGUCAUUCAUGCAUUACUGGGGGAAUCUGGACCUCAAGUUCCUGACCGGAGAGGAGCCACUGAAGAACAGAAGCCAUGUUUACAACAGCACCAAGCUCAUGAACGUGGUCUUCACAGCUGAGCUGGACCGGAGGCUGCGGGGAACAGGGGUGUCGGUCAAUGCUCUCCAUCCCGGAGUCAUCAAGACGGAGAUCAUGCGCUACUACAGCUGGUGGCACCGCUUGCUUUACAGCAUCCUUGGCUUCCUUUUUCUGAAGGGGCCAAGGGAAGGAGCCACCAGCACCCUUUACUGUGCCGUCUCCAAGGAAGUGGAGGGCAUUUCGGGCAAGUACUUUGACAGUGACUGCAGCCUGGCCUUGCCCCUGGCUCUGGCAGAGGACCCGGCCGUGGGGCGCAAGCUCUGGGAGGCCUCAGAGAAGCUAACAGGCCUGGGAAGAAGGGGGCCGCAGGUGGGGGACAAAUAAGCACCCCCCAAAACCUCAAGGCCCUGGAAAGCCAGUCUGGGUGCCCCAAGGCCCCUGAAGGGCAGGAGAGGCGUCUUCUGGGCCCUUGGAGUCCUGCUGGGUGGGUUGGUUUGCUGGGCAUCUUCAUGGCGUUUCUGACUUACAGCAACCCUAAGUCAAACCUAUUAUGGGUUUUCCUUUGUAGAUUUCUUCAGAGUAGCUUUGCCUUUUCUCUCCUUAGAAGCUGAGAGCAUGCAUUGCCCAAGUGGUUUCCUGGGGCUUAGCAUCAGGAUUCAAACCCUGGAAUCCUAGGUCAACAGUCCAAUCGCUACCCCACACCGGCUCCAAUAUGGCAGCCCCCUCCAAGGGCUUUUGCGGCCAGGUUUCUCCAAAGGAGAUUGCCACAAAGUGCCUUCCUCUCAGCCUGAGAAAAGGAGACUCACCAAAGGUGACCCAGGGGUUUCCAGUCAGAGCCCAGAUUCAAAUCCAGGUCUGCCAAAGUCUUAAUCCAACACUCAAAACCACUAGACCAUGCUGCCUCCCUUCCUCUGGGUUAGAGAUCCUCAGAUGUACAUUCCCUUGUCUGAAAAUAUUUUCUCUGCCCAUCCCUCCCCUAAAUUCUUGUCUUUUGCUGUGCUGUUAAGUAUUAUGAUUUAUAAUCCAAUGGGUUCAUCCGCCUUCAUUCAGGCAGAUUUAGCCUUGGCAGCCCCUGGCCAUAGGCAGCGCAGUUGUGGGCUGGGGCUUGUGUGGCCGAUUCGCAGGGGAAACACGUGGCUUAAAUUGGACAAAUAAACUUGUCUUAGAAUAUUU